AUGCCAAUGUCUCAAAGUAAUUCAAGUUUUGUUAAAUAUUUAAGUAUGGCAUCAGCAGCAACGUUAGUGCAGCCGUCGGGUGAAUUGUGGAAGAAAAUCCGUGUGGAAUUGAACGAGGACGUCAACACGCGGGACCAAGAUCUAGCCGCUAUCAAAGAUUGGCUUCGUAAGCAGCCACAUUUACCAGACGAAUGGGAUGAAGACAGAAUGAUGACAUUCCUUCGAGGAUGCAGCUUUUCGUUGGAGAAGUGCAAACGGAAAUUGGACAUGUACUUCACCAUGCGUACCGCUUGUCCGGAGUUCUUCACUAACAGAGACGUCAGGAGACCUGAGCUUGCAGAUCUUCAGUCCAGACUACAUGGACCACCAUUGCCAGGUUUAACGCCAAACGGUCGUCGAGUCUCGAUUGCCAGAGGCCUGGACAAAACUCUUGACACCAAUCAACUCAACGACAUCUUCAAACUCGCAAUGAUGAUCGGCGAUAUAAGGCUAAAAGAAGAAGUUGAGGGUGUUGCAGGUGAUAUCUACAUCCUAGAUGCAUCUGUGGUAUCUCCUAGCCACUUGGCCAAGUUAUCUCCGUCAGUUAUCAAAAAAUUCCUAGUUUGUGUACAGGAAGCAUAUCCUGUUAAACUGAAAGAAGUGCACGUUGUGAAUGCCUCACCACUUGUCGACAAGCUUGUCGGUAUCAUCAAACCCUUCCUGAAGGAAAAAAUAAAAAAGAGGAUAUUCAUUCAUACAGAUAUGAACACUUUGUAUGAAUAUGUACCUAAAGAUGUACUACCUAUUGAAUACGGUGGUACGUGCGGUUCUCUGAAAGAAAUCAAUGAUGCCUGGGCGAAGAAACUGGAAGACUACACGGAAUGGUUUAAAGAACAGGAAUCAAUCAAAGCAAAUGAAUCGCUUAGAAUAGGAAAGCCAACUAACUACGACGAACUAUUUGGCAUCGAUGGCUCUUUCACACAACUAUCCAUUGAUUAA
Messenger RNA from Parnassius apollo (apollo), 978 nucleotides. Lineage: Eukaryota; Metazoa; Arthropoda; Insecta; Lepidoptera; Papilionidae. The record is from the annotation of a GenBank genome assembly.